GAUCUCCAUAACCAGUGUUGUUCCUGUUUGCUCUUUGAAAGACAGAGGCACAACACUGUGUUGAGGAAAAACACAAAAACUGCUUCUGCCUUUUGGAACAGUGCCAUUAUUUGGUCUGAAUAUGAAUCCUGAAUAUGACUACCUUUUCAAGCUUCUGCUGAUUGGAGACUCUGGUGUCGGGAAGUCAUGUCUACUGUUGCGUUUUGCUGACGACACCUAUACUGAAAGCUACAUCAGCACGAUAGGGGUUGACUUCAAAAUCAGGACUAUUGAAAUGGACAGGAAGAUAGUUAAACUGCAGAUUUGGGAUACGGCUGGUCAGGAGAGAUUUCGCACUAUUACCUCCAGCUAUUACCGAGGUGCGCAUGGGAUUAUCAUUGUAUAUGAUGUUACUGACCAGGAGUCCUUCAACAAUGUAAAGCAGUGGUUGGAGGAGAUCGAUCGCUAUGCAUGUGAAAAUGUCUCAAAGUUGCUGGUGGGGAACAAAAGUGAUUUAACUUCAAAAAAGGUGGUGGACUUCACUACAGCAAAGGAAUUUGCUGAGACACUUAAAAUCCCAUUCCUUGAGACAAGUGCAAAGAAUGCAAGCAAUGUGGAGAAGGCAUUUUUAACGAUGGCCUCUGAAAUCCAGAAGCGAGUCGUGGAAGACAAGGUUCAGAACGAGACAGUCAAAGUUGGAAAAAUCAAUAGUGCUCCUCUGUGGCAUGGAGCUCAGAAAACAACGGCUGAGGAGGUCAACACUUGCUGUUAGUGCUAACGGAUUGGAGUAUGUUCAGGGGAUUUACAUAUUUAAAAAGAAUAUUUUGUGGACUAAUUGUAUUUCACAAUUUAUAUUGAUUGAUGUUUUAUGUCUCUUUAUGAAUUUAUGAAUAUGCUGUAAACCUCCUCACUGUGUUGCAUACUGUUUUGAAGGUCCUAAGUGUCAGAUUAAACACGCAUAGUAAUAAUGAUGGGCACAGAUAUUUAGCGAACACAUUAUUUUAAAGAGUGAAAUAUUAGUUUAUUGCUUAUAAAUGAUAACUAAAACACUAAAAUCCAUAUUAUAUUAAUCUAAUGAAUUUGGGCAUUUAAUAUACAGUAUAUUUACCCCGUCACUCUCUAUCUUAAACUGCCAGGACCCGUCAUAAGAUACAGAUUUCUAUUCCUCACUCUCAUAACUACAUACAGUUGUGCUCAUAAAUUUACAUUUGCAUGAUCUGCAAAUUGUUUUUGUUUUAAUAAGAGAGAUCAUUAAAAUUGCUUUUUAUUUUUUUAUUUCAAACUGCUCUGAAUAAGCUAUUUCACAUAACAGAUGUUUACAUAUAGUCCACAAGACACAAUAAUAACUGUAUUUACACAAAGAACCCAUUCAAAAUUAUGCAUACCCUUGGUUCUUAAGCCUUUGUUUUGUGAAAGUUCAUGAGUCCCUUGUUUGUACUGAGCAGUUAAACUGCCCACGGUUCUUCAGAAAAAUCCUCCAGGUCCUGCACAUUCUUUACUUUUCCAGCAUCUUUUGCUUAUUUUACCUCUUUCCAGCAGUGGUUAUAUUAUGUUUAUAUCCAUCUUUUCACACUUAGGACAAUUGAAGGAUUCAUACAAAGCUAUUACAUAAGGUGCAAAUAUUCACUGAUGCUCAAGAAGGCAACACGAUACAUUAAGAACAGGAUGAUAUGUACACUGAUCUUCCUGUUCAAAAGUUUACACCCCCUGGCUCUUAAUGUAUAUAAGAGUAUGUAAACUUUUGUACUUGUUCAUUUGUGUAAAUUUGGUUAUUAUUGUGCCUUGUGGCACUAUAUGUAAACAUCUAUGUGAAAUAGCUUGUUCUCGGCAGUAUGAAAUAAAAAACAAAAUGCCACUUUUAUGAUCCCUCUGAUUUUAUUAUUUUUUAAAAAUUAUUAACAUUUUGCAGAUUCUGCAAUGUUAUGUAAAUUUAUGAGCACAGCCGUACAAUUUCUAUUAGUUUCACUGUAUUCUAGUAGAAAGCAAGUCAUUGAAUAAUAUGUUUUAUUUAUGAUACUGUAAAUAACUGUAUAAGCUGGGCCUUUAAGGAGUUAAACAGGAAAUGGUGUUUUUGAGUCCAAAGUGGCUUCUACUAGUGGUUGUUGGCCUGUUUUGCAUUUGUCAGUGUAAACAGUGUAAAAUACCAUUCAUCAGAAUGCCAAAGAAACAGAACAAUAACACAAUUUAGAAAGUACAAGAUGAGUUUUUGAUCAUGUGGGCCAUUGUCUAUUCGACUAGAUGGAUUAUAAAUUAAAAUAUCUAAAAUACGGGGCCUUAAAUUUUGAUUUAAAAAAUAUCCAAUUUCUUUACAGCAAUGUACUUUUUCUACAAAAUAUUUUAAUAUUCAAAAGAUUUAUAAGAUUAUCUGGGGAUACUUUAGUAGCUAUUUUGUGAUUUGUCUCGGAUAACCCAAAAAUAAUACAUUUAAUAAACAUGUAUGAUCAUUUUGGACAUUUUCAAAUUUGAACCUAAUAAGACAAACAAGCAAAUAAUGUACGGUGCACAAAGUUUUGUUGUUCUUAAUUUUUUUUUCCCCCUGUGGUUGAGUUAAGCUUUCAGGCAAAACUCCUGAUAGUCUCACACUUUUAUUCUGAUAAACAAAUUAAUUAAGCUUGUUUCUGUUUGUAUACAGUAUUUGUAUGCAAGGUUUCAGUGUGCUGGUAAAGCAUUAUUUACUUCACAGUUCUGUCUGGCUUCAUAAAAUUAAUAAAUGAAUAUGGCUAGUAGGUUGAGAUGAAAAUAUAAGCAAUUACAAAUAGAAGCGCCCUCCCUCGGACGAAGCAUGAACUACCAUGUGCAUAAGAGUAUACACCAAAGAAAAGGUAAAAUCAUUCAGUACAAAGAUUAUUAGCCACAAAAACAAAGCUGUAAUAUUCUCCACACAUCUUUCAUUAAACACUAUUAACUGGUAAAUAUAACUUUUUAAAAAAUUACAAUGAAGAGUAACUGCAUAAUCAGAUAAUCUUUGUAUAUUACAAUGAAUCUGAUUGGUCAGAAGGUGUUGAUUAAUUUUCUAUCACAGCAGUUCUAUCAGUAGUUCUGAAUGUAAUUCUAAUAAUGGGUUUCUAUUAAUGUUAUCCUUAUUGUUUCUAUAGUAACCGCUAAUCCACAGGGACUUGUAUGACAGACACCACAUAAUCUAAUAAUAAAGUGACUAAAAAUGUGCUGCUACUAAACAAACAAACAAAGUAUAACAGUUGAUAUUGUGAAGCUUUCUUUAAGGAAACAUUAAUUUGUCGUUUGUGGAAGGAGUCUCCAGUGUCAGGAUAGGCAAGUUUGUGCAUUCCGCUUUCUUAAAAUAAGUCAAUUAAACACCUGUGAGGGAACGACUGUUUAUAGUCGCUAUAAUGUGACUGAUAACAGGAACUAACUUGUUUCUUGGAUGUACGACAACAUUAAAUGUGACCAUAUAAACUGAUAGAAAAUACAACAUGCUGUAAUUAAAUUCAUUUUUAAAAAUCUAACCAUUCACAAAUUGCUGAUGUUUAAGAGGAAUAAAACAUUUCAGAGUGUGCUCUUACAUGAAAAUAAUCAACUUCAGGGUGCUAAUGUAUCACAUCAUGCUGCCACUGAGUAUUUUCCUUUGUGAAUAGCAUAUUCCAAUUAUUUUUAUUCCUUACAUUUUAAACUG
Molecule: messenger RNA, 3610 nt
Organism: Ictalurus punctatus (channel catfish)
Lineage: Eukaryota; Metazoa; Chordata; Actinopteri; Siluriformes; Ictaluridae
Product: Rab1_Ypt1 domain-containing protein
Exons: 6
Coding region: 122-751 (209 amino acids)
Molecular function (GO): GTP binding; GTPase activity
Source: RefSeq, a predicted model, not a curated record